AAUUCUAUUUGACACUUUUGACAGUACAAAGUAACAGGUGUUUCUUUUGAUCUCUUUUGGUUCGUGAACUUUUGUGGUUUUGUGUUAGUUACAACGUGUUUUACCAUCGAAAAAGAUGAUUUCUUGAUAUCAAAUCAUCUGUUUACGUCUAUGACGUGUCAAGAUGUUUAUAGAAGACAUUAAAAACGACUUUUACAACGUCCUCCUUGGUAACAGGGUGUUAUUAUUAGUUCAUUACGACGUAGACGCGAUAUGUACCUGUAAAAUACUGCAGGGUUUGUUUAAAAGUGAUAAUAUUUCGUAUACAUUGGUCCCUGUGGGGGGUAUUGCGGAGUUGAAGCAAGCUUACGAAGAAAACAAUGAGGAGAUAAAGUAUGUGGUGUUGGUGAACUGUGGGGGAACUAUAGACUUGGUAGAUAUCCUGCAGCCUGAAGAAGAGGUUGUAUUCUUUGUGCUAGAUGCCCAUAAACCUACUGAUGUGUGCAAUGUGUAUAGUGAUGGACAGGUGAGACUAGUUUAUAAGGACGAUGAGGAGAACAUUCCCAACUUUGAUGACAUCUUCAGAGAUGAUGAAGAGGAGGAGGAUGAAGAGGCAGGGAGUGGUCGAGAGGGUUUGGAGGCGAUGGUGGAGAAGAGACGCGAGCGGCGCGCCUGGGAGGAGAGGAGGAAUACACUCAUGUUCAACUACACGCAGUUCUCUUACUAUGGGAAACCGAGCGCGUGUGUAGCGGUGGAGCUGUCGUGGCGCGUGUCGCGCGUGUGGUGGGGCGCGCUGUGGGCGGGCGCCGUGGCGGCGAAAGGAAAUGCCAUUACUCAAUUGCAGGGUGGGCGCGUGACGCUGGAGAAGGACGUGAACGUGCCGCUGUACCGCGUGUGGUCGCUGGAGGCGGCGCUGGCGCACGCGCCGGCCGUGGGCCCCGCGCUGCGCCUGCACUCGCGCGCCGGACACGCGCGCCUGCGGCAGCUGCUGGCCGACACUGGCAUCCCCCUCCAGCAAGCUCGUCAAGCCUAUCGUUCAAUGGACGUGGAACUCCGGCGCUCCCUGCUGACGUCCCUGGAGACCGCGGCGCCCAAACACAAGCUGCCCGUACCCAGCCACACUACCUUCCUACUGCAGCGGGUACACUCGCCUACUAUAGCCGCCAUCGACAUCGUCUACGCUAUUUUGGGACUUAUUGAACAUGAAACGAUACCAAAAGCGGAAGGUUUCCAGUUAGCUCUAGAAUGUCUAGCGACAGAGACGGGAGACAACGACAGUCGGAGACUGGGCUGGCAGGCCGCGCAGCGCGCGCUCGAGGCCGUCGCCAGGCUCGUACACUCCACGCUCAGCGGACGGAAACUGCAUCUCGCCGGACCAUUCAGCUACUUUAUUGUGCAGGAGGGCAGUCCGGAGGCGCGCGUGGUGCGCGGCCCCGCGUGGCUGUCGCUGGCGGCGCGCUGGGUGUCUGCGAGCGAGGGGGGCGCGCGCGCCGUGCUCGCCUCCGCGCCCCGCGACACGCACUCCUGCAUCCUGCUGGGGGUGCCGCCCCGCCACCUACACGAGCCCAGGAAUCUAUUCGGCGCAGCGUUCGAGCAAGCUGCGACCAAGUGCGGCGCGUCCGUGUCGUUGGACCACGUCGACACUUCCAUCAUCACACUCCCACUCGCGCAGAGAGCGCAGUUCCUGGAUGCCCUCACUGCUUUACUAGCGUAAUGUUACAUAAUAUAAAGUUGUACGAACUGGUCAUAAGGUAGGAAAUAUAUGAAAAUAAUUAUAUUAGGAAAUAACAUUUAUAAUGUUGUCUUCUAUGAUAGGUUUAAUAUCCCAAUUUAAUAACAGUUUUCGACUUUAUAUUUGAAAUUCUCUGUGUCUAAUGCCGGAAUACUGAAACGUUACUCAAUUUUAAGUCGUGC
Messenger RNA from Spodoptera litura, 1893 nucleotides. Lineage: Eukaryota; Metazoa; Arthropoda; Insecta; Lepidoptera; Noctuidae. The record is from RefSeq and is a predicted model, not a curated record.